Sugiyamaella lignohabitans is the source of this 432-nucleotide messenger RNA. RefSeq lists its product as uncharacterized. The record is from RefSeq and is a predicted model, not a curated record. The transcript has a single exon. NCBI's taxonomy places the organism in Eukaryota, Fungi, Ascomycota, Dipodascomycetes, Dipodascales, Trichomonascaceae. The coding region runs from base 1 to 432 and encodes 143 amino acids.
AUGUCCACGAAGCCACCGGGUCAAACUGCAACAAGUGUCGAUACCGGUGCUCCUGCCGAGACUGCCGGGGCCGACAUAACGGGUAGCAAUAGCACAAUAUCCCCGCAAAAGACAGCUGAAGGAAUCAAAGGUACCCCGGUACCAAAGUUGCAGGUGCCAAUUGUUGAGGCUACCAGAAAGCCGUCGUCGAAGAAAUCAUCUACAGCGAAUGAGUCUGAUGACAGACCCAGAGAUCUACCUGUAACUCUGAUUGCUGUUACUUUCAAAGAAGCGGUUCUGGACAGCCCAACUUUCCGUGCAUCUAUGAAUCAUGUCAAUGAACAGCUGGAUAGUUUAGAUCGCUGGAUUGAGUCCUUUUCUAAGGCACUUAAUAAGCUAUCUCAAGAAAUGGACGGUAGGUUAACUCAUUUGGACGCCUGCUCCAUAAUUUAG